Molecule: messenger RNA, 754 nt
Organism: Thrips palmi
Lineage: Eukaryota; Metazoa; Arthropoda; Insecta; Thysanoptera; Thripidae
Gene: RpL18
Product: 60S ribosomal protein L18
Exons: 5
Coding region: 128-694 (188 amino acids)
Biological process (GO): translation
Cellular component (GO): ribosome; cytosolic large ribosomal subunit
Molecular function (GO): RNA binding; structural constituent of ribosome
Source: RefSeq, a predicted model, not a curated record
ACUAGCCGUAAAAUAGAAGAACAACAAGACAAGGCCUCUAAAAACCGGAACCAGUAGCCUACAAGGCGGAGUCGCCGCAGAGGAACGAAUUUCGGAUCUUCGUUUCCGGUACUCGGUCCUAGUAAACAUGGGUAUUGAUAUCAAUCACAAGUACGACCGCAAGGUCCGUAGGACCGAGCCUAGGUCCCAGGAUGUUUAUUUGCGGCUUUUGGUUAAGCUGUACCGCUUCCUGGCCAGGAGGACAAACAGCAAGUUCAACAAAAUUGUCCUGAAGAGGCUGUUUAUGUCAAAGAUUCACAAGCCCCCAAUUUCCGUUGCGCGCAUCGUCCGCUACAUGAAGAAGCCCGGCCGUGAGAACCGCAUGGCUGUCAUCGUGGGAACUGUCACUGAUGACCGUCGUCUCUUGGACCUGCCCAAGCUUUCCGUGUGCGCCCUGCGUGUCACUGGUAGAGCCCGUGCUAGGAUCCUGAAGGCUGGUGGUGAGAUCAUCACCUUCGAUCAGCUUGCCUUGAAGGCACCUACUGGCAAGAACACAGUUCUCAUGCAAGGUUGCCGCAACGCCCGUGAGGCCUGCAAGCACUUUGGACUUGCUCCUGGUGUUCCACGCAGUCACACUAAGCCUUACGUCAGAUCUAAGGGCCGCAAGUUCGAGCGUGCCCGUGGUAGGAGGAAGAGCUGUGGUUACAAGAAGUAAACAGUUGCUGUUUUGUGUCAUUCUGUUCAGAACCAUUAAAGGUGUGAAGGAGACAAGUCA